GCUAAUAAAGCAUCCAAUUAGGAUAACUACUUCUAUAAUUAAGAAAUACUUAGUCCUCUGUUCUUCGUUAGAAUAUAAAAUUAUACGACCAUCAAUUUAAUCUCUAAAUCUCAACUUUCUAGAUCAUAGAGAAGUGGAAGAAUGGCCAGUACUAGUAUGGAAGUGAACUCCAACAUCAUGGCUCUGCCUAGUGAAGUCUUGAUGGAUAUACUCUCUAGGCUUUCUCUCAAACAUGUCCACCAACUUCAAACAGUUUCAAAGCUGUGGCUCACAACCAUCUCUAGUCCACAUUUCAGAAGACUCUACAACAUGAAAUCCAUGACUCGACCCCGGGCACUUGUAGUUAAAGAAUCUGACCACACUUAUUCAAGGCCGAGCGGGAUUGGACCUCUUAGUCGAAUUAUCAAUAUUUCGACCAUGGAUCUUGCUGGUGAUAACAAGAUUCAGAAAGUAUUCAGUUUCAAGAUUAUUGGCCGUGAAUACUCCUUCUGCCUCUCGUCCAACCUCAUCUUUUUCAAUCGCAAGGUAUGCAACCCCACAACUAGAGAAGUCAUAGACUUACCAAAUUCAAGUAAUCCAUCAUUUAGCUUCGAUGUGGGGUAUAUCCCUUCCACCAAUUCAUACACGAUUGUCCAUCUAUAUGGUGCCAAAUAUGGUCCUAAUUACACAUACAACUAUGGUCGUGUAGUUUUGGAGAUCGGAUUUGAGACUCUCACACUGACACAUGGUGGACCAAUUCCUAGUUCUUGACGAUCCUUGACACACCAAGAACGGUUUUCUUACAAGGUUGGUGCGACAUGUGUAGAUGGUGUACUAUAUUGGUUAGUUGGAAACGGAAAGGAAUGUCAUAUUAUUUCAAUGGAAAUUGAAAAUGAAGAAUUCUUAACCAUUACUUGCCCUAAAGAAGACGAUUACAAACAUGGGCAGGGCCAAUUAACUGAUUUGAAGGGGAAAUUAUGUUUAGCUUACUACUCGGAAGAAUUAUCAAGAAUGGUUCUAUUCUUGCUCAAAGAUCCUAAAAGCCGAACAUGGGUCAAGGAGCAAACUAUCAAUUUAUCAGGGAUGGGGGAUUUGGUCAGAAUAGUGGGGUAUGUACCACUAGAUGAUAACAAUGGAGAAAUUCUUAUUCAAGGUGAGACGCCUCUCCUCUACAACAUUAAAGAGAAAAGGGGUAGAAAGCUGCAGAAAUCAAACAAAACUCAUUCUUGCUUGUCUUA
Molecule: messenger RNA, 1217 nt
Organism: Nicotiana tabacum (common tobacco)
Lineage: Eukaryota; Viridiplantae; Streptophyta; Magnoliopsida; Solanales; Solanaceae
Product: putative F-box protein At1g47300
Molecular function (GO): protein binding
Source: RefSeq, a predicted model, not a curated record